Messenger RNA from Clarias gariepinus (North African catfish), 3069 nucleotides. RefSeq lists its product as uncharacterized. The transcript has 9 exons. Gene Ontology annotation, molecular function: signaling receptor activity. The coding region runs from base 1 to 3069 and encodes 1022 amino acids. The record is from RefSeq and is a predicted model, not a curated record. Lineage: Eukaryota; Metazoa; Chordata; Actinopteri; Siluriformes; Clariidae.
AUGGCCCUGGACGCAUGGAGACACUGGCUAGAGGGAGCCUUGCACCAGUUCCUCGUCUUGACCGAUCAUAAGAACCUGCAAUAUUUAAGGGAGGCAAAAAGACUCAACCCACGACAAGCACGCUGGGCAAUGUUCUUUUCCCGAUUUAAUUUCAAAAUCUCCUAUCGUGCAGGGUCAAAGAACCUCAAAGCCGACUCCCUCUCUCGACUACGCUCCAACAGCAUCGCCAAUGACGAUGAUCACAUACUCUCAGAGAAAAUUUUUGUCACCCAUCCACUGGGAGCACCCGCAAUCCGUGUCAGAUCCAGCACCAAUCAAUCCCCAGAACUGUCCCCCCAAUCGCCGGUUUAUCCAGGAAGUGGAUCGCAAUCCACUCAUUCAAUCAGUCCACGCUUCAUUAGGCACAGGACACCCGGGAAUCGAGCGUACACUCUCACUCCUGCCGGAUCACUACUCGUGGCCCAACAUGGGGAAGGAUGUGCGAAGGUUACCAACCCCCAUUAUUUCCCUGGAACGGAGAACCCUCUGACCUCCCGACAGUCGACAGCUGGUUUCGAACAAGUGAGGAAGUUUGGGAAGAAGCUCACCAUCAUCUGCAAAGUGCUGUACGCAGACACAAGAGUAACGCCGACCGACGUCGAUCCAUCGCUCCAUCAUUCCGACCGGGAGAUAAGGUAUGGCUCUCGACUCGAGACAUGCGUCUACGUCAGCCAUGCAAAAAGCUCAAUCCCAGAGCCUGGCCCAGAAGAAGAAACACCUCCUCCUUCGAUCAUAGAAGAUGAGGGAACCAUCUACCAAGUAAGGGACAUUCUGAACUCCCGUCGUCGCGGUGGUCGCCUGGAAUACUUGGUGGACUGGGAAGGCUACAGUCCAGAGGAGAGAUCAUGGGUACCUCGAGUUGACAUCCUUGACCCCACUCUGCUAGACGAGUUUCAUCACACCCAUCCCGACCGCCCAGCACCAAGGGGUAGAGGCGUGCGCACAUCUCCCUCGCCGUUGUCUCAGUGUGCCCUCCGAACCGACCGCGCCAUCCCCGAAUCUCCACGUAGAAUGGAGAUGAAUGCAAAGAUUAAUGCAAAUGCUGAAGUGACAGAAGACAACCAAGCUGAUUCCGGAGACAGCAAGAACUCACAUGAAGGUGGUUACGUGAAUGAGGACAAUGUGGAGACCCAAAGUCCCAGAACCUUUAAGCAAUCUGAGAGUUCAGGAGACACUGCAUUGAGCAGGUGUUACAGACUGACUGCUGUGUGUAUGGUGCUGCUGUAUCUUCUCCUGUUGAUGGCCAUGACAGUGUUGUGGAUCAAAUUCAGUAUGCAGAAUACAGCAAACAGUCAGCUACAGAUCAAUUACAGCACCCUGUCUAAUGAGAGAAACCAGUUACAGACCAAUUACAGCGCCCUGUCUAAUGAGAGAAACCAGUUACAGACCAAUUACAGCACCCUGACUAAUGAGAAAAAACUGUUACAGACCAGUUACAACACCCUGACUAAUGAGAAAAAACAGUUACAGACCAGUUACAGCACCAUGACUAAUGAGAAAAACCAGUUACAGACCAGUUACAACACCCUGACUAAUGAGAAAAACCAGUUACAGACCAGCUACAACACCCUGACUAAUGAGAAAAAACAGUUACAGACCAGUUACAACACCCUGACUAAUGAGAAAAACCAGUUACAGACCAGUUACAGCACCCUGACUAAUGAGAAAAAACAGUUACAGACCAGUUACAACACCCUGACUAAUGAGAAAAAACAGUUACAGACCAGUUACAACACCCUGACUAAUGAGAAAAACCAGUUACAGACCAGGUACAACACCUUGACUAAUGAGAAAAACCAGUUACAGACCAGGUACAACACCUUGACUAAUGAGAAAAACCAGUUACAGACCAGGUACAACACCUUGACUAAUGAGAAAAACCAGUUACAGACCAGUUACAACACCCUGACUAAUGAGAAAAACCAGUUACAGACCAGUUACAACACCUUGACUAGUGAAAAAAACCAGUUACAGACCAGAUACAACACCCUUACUAAUGAGAAAAAACAGUUACAGACCAGUUACAACACCCUGACUAAUGAGAAAAACCAGGUACAGACCAGGUACAACACUCUGACUAAUGAGAAAAACCAGUUACAGACCAGGUACAACACCCUGACUAAUGAGAAAAACCAGUUACUGACCAGAUACAACACUCUGACUAAUGAGAAAAACCAGUUACAGACCAGUUACAACACCUUGACUAGUGAGAAAAACCAGUUACAGACCAGGUACAACACCCAGACUAAUGAGAAAAACCAGUUACAGACCAGUUACAACACCCUGACUAAUGAGAAAAACCAGUUACUGACCAGAUACAACACUCUGACUAAUGAGAAAAACCAGUUACAGACCAGAUACAACACUCUGACUAAUGAGAAAAACCAGUUACAGACCAGAUACAUCACUCUGACUAAUGAGAAAAACCAGUUACAGACCAGGUACAACACCCAGACUAAUGAGAAAAACCAGUUACAGACCAGAUACAACACUCUGACUAAUGAGAAAAACCAGUUACAGACCAGAUACAUCACUCUGACUAAUGAGAAAAACCAGUUACAGACCAGGUACAACACCCAGACUAAUGAGAAAAACCAGUUACAGAAGGAGAGAGACGCAUACGUGAGGAUACUUGAUGAUUUGAAUAAAGGGAGUUGUUUCAUCUUCAGCUCCAGUUUUUAUUGCAUGUCUAUUGAGGAGAAGAGCUGGACUCAGAGCAGACAGGACUGCAGGGACAAAGGAGCAGACCUGGUGAUCAUAAACAGCAGAGAGGAACAGGAGGUCAUUGGUAAAAAGCUGGGACACUCUGAUUUUUGGAUUGGUCUGAGUGACAGGGAUACAGAGGGAGAGUGGAAAUGGGUGGAUGGUACACCAGUGACCACUGAGUUCUGGAAUAAAGGGGAACCGAACGGUGACACUGAAGAUGAGGACUGUGUUGAGAUUUAUAGUUAUUAUAAAAGGAAUGCCUGGAAUGACAAUAAAUGCUCUCGUACAAAAAAGUGGAUCUGUGAGAAACGUCUUCCACAGUGA